Messenger RNA from Sinocyclocheilus anshuiensis, 1750 nucleotides. Its product is annotated as MAGUK p55 subfamily member 2-like. The record is from RefSeq and is a predicted model, not a curated record. The transcript is spliced from 13 exons. Lineage: Eukaryota; Metazoa; Chordata; Actinopteri; Cypriniformes; Cyprinidae. The coding region runs from base 77 to 1564 and encodes 495 amino acids. Gene Ontology annotation, molecular function: protein binding.
UAGCGGUUCAGGCACCUCUCACAUAAUCAAAAUAACGUUACGAAGCGUCUACGAUACGGGAAAGAUUUCAAACAUCAUGCCUGUGGCAGCCACCAGCACAGAGCAUGCAGUGCCGCAGGUGCUGGACACACUGAGUGACAGCACCAGCUCCACCACUGCCAAUGACCUGGACCUCAUCUUCCUCAAGGGCAUCAUGGAGAGCCCAGUGAGUGCAGAGAGUCUGGAGGAGACACGACUGGAGGCCGUGAGGGACAAUAAUGUGGAGCUGGUGCAGGACAUCCUGAGAGAGCUGAGCCCCUUCACACACCACAGCAACACCGCCGCAGAGCUGUCACGCAUACUCAACCAGCCGAACUUCCAGUCUCUGUUGGAGACGCACGACUCUGUGGCCUCUCAGACAUGUGAAACUCCGCCCUCGAGCCCCUGUGCUUUCAUGGAGCCGCCCAUCAACAGUGUACCGGUGCCAGCUGAUGCCAUCCGCAUGGUGGGCAUCCGCAAAGUGGCUGGAGAGCAUUUGGGUGUGACGUUCCGCAUUGAGAACGGAGAGCUGGUGAUCGCCCGCAUUCUCCACGGGGGGAUGAUCGACCAGCAGGGUCUGCUCCACGUGGGUGACAUCAUCAAAGAGGUGAACGGGCGAGAGGUGGGUGACGACCCUCGUGUGCUGCAGGAGAUGCUGCAGGAGGCCAGCGGCGGUGUAGUGCUCAAAAUCCUUCCCAGCUACCAGGAGCCGCAUCCCCUCAGACAGAUUUUGAAUUAUUGGAAAUAUCAACUUCUGGAGGAGAAGAGGAAAGCUUUUGUGAAGAAAGAUGUUGUCCUUUCACCAGCAGCCAAUCUCUGCACUGGAAUGGUUGGCAAGAAGAAGAAGAAAAUGAUGUAUCUGACUACUAAAAAUGCAGAUUUUGACAGGCAUGAGUUACUGAUCUAUGAGGAGGUGGCAAAAGUCCCACCGUUUCGCAGGAAGAUGCUGGUUCUGAUUGGUGCACCUGGAGUGGGCCGACGAAGUCUGAAGAAUAAGUUGCUAGUGUCAGACCCUCAGCACUAUGGCACCACCGUCCCCUACACCUCUAGGAAGCCCAAAUCAGCAGACAGAGAGAACAUGAUGUAUGCCCUCACAUCCCGGAGUAAGAUGGAAGCUGAUAUUAAAGCUGGCCUCUAUCUUGAACAUGGUGAAUAUGACGGUAACCUCUACGGCACCAAGAAUGACUCCAUCCAUGAAGUAGUGGAGGCUGGACGUUUCUGUAUCCUGGACGUCAACCCACAGGCCCUAAAAGUCCUCAGGACAUCAGAGUUUUUGCCAUAUGUAGUGUUCAUCAAAGCCCCAGAGUUUGAGGUGCUGAAGGCCAUGAACAGAUCUGGGGUGGAGGCAGGAGUGACCAAACACCGAACAGACGCAGAGCUGAAUAGGACGGUGGAUGAGAGCGGCAAGAUUCAGAGAGUGUACGGACACUACUUCGACCUCACCAUAGUAAACGACGAUUUGGAACAAGCAUACAGGAACCUCAAAUCCUCCUUAGAGAAGUUAAAGGGAGCUCAGCAGUGGGUUCCGGUUGGGUGGGUGUUUUAGAGCUCAGUACAGCAACUAGUGGAUGAUUCAUGUGACACUUUAUACCAGUGUUAACUGGUUUAAAUCAUCAACCUCGUGCCAAGGGUGUACACUGAUCAGAGAGCUUAUAUGAGUGCGUGUGUGAGUGUGUGAAAUCAGCAUCUACCCUUUACAAAAACAGCAACAUACUGAUAAGGUUAUAGAUAA